Messenger RNA from Anneissia japonica, 890 nucleotides. RefSeq names its product elongation of very long chain fatty acids protein 2-like. The record is from RefSeq and is a predicted model, not a curated record. The transcript is spliced from 2 exons. Gene Ontology annotation, molecular function: fatty acid elongase activity. NCBI's taxonomy places the organism in Eukaryota, Metazoa, Echinodermata, Crinoidea, Comatulida, Comatulidae. Gene Ontology annotation, cellular component: endoplasmic reticulum membrane. Gene Ontology annotation, biological process: sphingolipid biosynthetic process; fatty acid elongation, polyunsaturated fatty acid; fatty acid elongation, monounsaturated fatty acid. The coding region runs from base 1 to 693 and encodes 230 amino acids.
AUGAAUUUGUGGGGCGUUAUUGAAAUAUUUGUGGGGUUGCAGUCGUUUCCUGUAAUGGUAGGCUACCUGAUUAUGGUGUUCUUGGCAUCAUUCUACCACAAAAUCACCAAACCCCUGUCACUGCGCAUGCUGAUGAUAGUUUACAACUCGUUAUGUAGUAUAGCCAGCGUUGGUACUUGUAUUGCGUUUGGUUACGGCAUGUACAACGUCAGGUCCGUCUUUGCAUUGGAUUCAUCUGAUGUUCUUAAACACGCCUUUCUAAUUUACUGGAUUAUGAAAAACAUUGAGCUAUUAGACACAGUGUUCAUGAUUCUACGUCACAAGCACCGCCAGAUAUCGUUCCUGCAUGUAUACCACCAUUCGUCAAUGGUUCUUUUAAGUGACUUUGCUUAUCAAUAUUCUCCGUAUGCUGGUAUUGCGUUUCUACUAUCGCUCAACUCUUUUGUCCACAUUUGGUUAUAUUACUAUUAUAGUAUUACAGCCUACGAUUCUAGCCAAUCACCAUCCUGGAAGAAACGCAUCACGCAGCUACAGAUCGCACAGUUUGUCAUCGCGAUUGUGCAUACCACUCUGGGAUACCAAGCACAUGGGUUCUGUGUUUACAGUAUGUUUUAUUCAUGGAGCAUGAUGGCCUUAUUCAGUAAUUUCUAUUAUCAAGCUUUCAUAAGGAAAAGAAAACCUAAAUCAAUAUGAUAGGCCUACAAUACAUUUGUAAUGAUUGUUAGGCCUGUAAUAUUUUUGAGAAAAUGUUUUGUCUGAACUAGCGCUGGUAAAGAUCAAUUGAUUCCAUUCGGAUUCGAAGCCCCAGUGGUCCAAUUGGUUUAAGGUGUCUGUGUAGACAGCAAAAAGCAUCUGGGUCCUUAGCGAUUUUACGAAGGAAAAUAGUUAUA